This is a messenger RNA of Drosophila gunungcola (fruit fly), 9166 nucleotides long. RefSeq lists its product as uncharacterized. The record is from RefSeq and is a predicted model, not a curated record. NCBI's taxonomy places the organism in Eukaryota, Metazoa, Arthropoda, Insecta, Diptera, Drosophilidae.
AUUUCCCAUCAAUCUGGCUGGCAAUCAACCAACUCGAGAUGGCAGAGGCUAUACUUUUAAAAAUACGUUUGCCAAGCGAUAUAGUGUGUGAUAGGCAAGUGCAGUUCAUGUGCAGUUCCACUGACGAAUGCCGGAAAACCGGAGCGCCGGAGAGCUGCUCCGUACAAAUACACUUUUCGGCCAGAGAACACACGGAAUAAACGCUCGCGGCGUGUGACCAGUGACAAAAAACAACACGGUCCAAAAGUGAAACCUACCGAAAAGCUUUCCGAGAUGGCAUACUGUGCGCAGGUUUAGUCGGCAUUAGUCGCGCGCGGUACGGCACGGCAAACGAUCCACGAUCGACGACAAAAUCGACACUAAAAACUAAAAACACAAAUAACAAAACCACAGCGACGACGCAUGGACGGAUCUGCGGAUUCCGUGCGCGAUUUUCAUUCACUUUUCACUAGCCAACUUCUCGCUCAGUUCUCGAAUGCUAAUGCUACGUACAUAUAGCACAUAUAGAUAUUACUAACCCGAACAGUAAUAAACGAGCCGACCGGCCAGCGGUUUCCCAACUGCCCAGCGGUUCGGCAGUCCAGCGGCGGCAGUUAGAAGGAGAACUCAUCAUUAUCCGUACCAAUCGUUAGACCCAACUUCACUGUCACGUAAUGCCCAUUCAAUUGAGUUUCAUAGUUAAGUUUUUGGAAUACAAUCGGACUGAGGAAAAGCGUUGUCGCCGUUUCUCGUGAUUUUAUUUGCAACCAAAAAGUAAAUCUCAACCAGCGGCAGCCACAAAAUGGAGUCGAAACGCUCGAAAAAAGGACGCAAAUCUCGGCCAGCUCAGGAUGAGAAUCCUCACCAGCAGCAGCAGCAGCAUCAGCAGCAGCAUCAUCAUCCCUGGGACGAAGGCCUUCCAGCAUCGAGUCCCCAUUCAAAUAGAGCAAUUCCCAGCACGGGCACAGCACUGACCCGAUUUCUGACCUGUAUGGCACCAGUGAUUGUGUCGCUACCUGGCGCUGGAACUGGCCCCACUGAGCAGCCGACCAUACUCCUGAUCAACGGCAUUGCCAGCGAUUCGCAGCUAGAGGAGAAGCAGGUGAAGGCGGCCGCCUUGAAGCUAGCCCUCGACAACAACAACAUCGAGGCACCCUUGCCGCACAUAGUGCCCACAACGCCCGGCGGCUCCCAUCUCCUGGACUUCGAGUCGCAUCUCAUCGAGAGCAUUGCGGACGAGGCCAGUGGCGUGGGCAUUCGGGAACUCACACCCUUCGAGCAGGAACUGCAGCAGGGCACCUCCAAAGUGGGCACCGAUGACGCGGAGCCAGUGAUCGAGGUGGAACCAGCCGGUGCCAAGACCAAACAGCCCGUGGAAACCUCACCGCCCACCCGCCAAAUCGCCGAGGUCGACGAGACGGCCACUCCGUCGGAGGAAGUGCGUCGCACCGCCGAGCAGUUGGUGGAUGAGAUCGAACAGGAGCUGAUCCAGGCCCUCAGCCGGGAUGUAGACGAGGCACAGCGGGUGCACCAGGAUAAGAUCCAGCGAGACCGCGACCAGAUCACCGCUCUCUCCCAGCAGGUUGAGGUGCAGCUGAACGAGCUGACCGGCAUCUUGAAGAACAAGCCCCAGGCGGAGAUUGUCUUGGAACUGCCGCCGGAGGAGGAGCAAAAGCCGCCCAAGCCACUAGUGGCCGCUCCCAACGAACUAAAGCUCGUGGAGGUGCCCACGCCGAAGACCGAGGCCGAGGAGCAGGAACGCAAGGAGUUCAUCGACUCGCUGCCGCAAAUCGAACAGAAUCGUCAAACCGGAAGCGGAUCCGAGGAGACGGAUGCCCAGAAACUCUCGGCGGACUGCAAGCGGGAGUACUACCAGUCCCUGAAGAAGUACCUCCUGCACAGCAGCCAGGAGAAGCCGCCAGUGCCACUACAAACAUAUCGCUGGGAGGAUCUGAAAAGAGCCAAGGAACGGGGCGGCUAUCCCUGGACACAUCUGUACAAACGCCCACUGGGACCCGACGAGCAGCCGGAGAUUGUGCUGCUCCUACGGAAGUCCCAGGAACUGCGCUUCAAGUCCGAAUCCCCCAAGUCGCUGAAGAAGGUGCGCUACGACGAGCAGGUGCUGGUAAAGGAGACCGAGCGCUACAUCCAGGACCUGUCCGAGGACGAGGCGGUAGCCACCACCACCGACGACAGCAGCGAGGAGUCCUCCGACUCGGAAACCGAGUCCGAACGGGAACAGCACAACGAGGACGCUCUAAGCGAGUGCAUCUCCUGCGUUUCCGACUCCGUGCUGGCGGUUGGAGGUCACGCACGGCCACGUAAGACGAAUCGCCUGGCCCACAUCCGAGACCUCAUCCGGCGCAGGCGCAGCGGUCGCACCCACGAGGACGCCCAGUCACUGCCCGGCAACUCCGCCAAUCCCAGUCGGCAGAGCAGCGUACACGAACUUGCCCCGCCACCGGGAUCCCUCAUCCCCGGCACCGAAAAGCCUUCGAAGACCAGCAAGCCCAAGCAGGGAUUCGACAUCAUGAAGAAGCUGAAGAGCCUGGCCGAGCGCCAGAAGAAGCGGCUGAACAUCAAGAGGAUCACCCUGAAAAAGGAGGAUAAGAUCGUCCUGGGGGAGCAGCAAAAGAUCAUGAAGCUGAAGGCCUCGCCCAAGUCAGAUCGCAGCGAGAUUCCGCAUUUCAUCGAGAAACAGGAUUCCGACGACAUCCUGGAGCUGGUGGAAUACGAUGAGUCACCCUGCCGCAAGCGCACCAAGGAGGAGCUGCUGGAGGAUCAGCCGAGUGGCAGUGGAAGCGGAAGAGUGCCGGAGCCCGAGGAGAUCAUCGAGCUGCCGGUGGUCAGGACUGAGACAGAGGCUCCCACUCUGGAAGUCACCCAGCCCGCAGAGGAAAAGCUGGAAAACAAAGAGGAAAAAGACGAAGAAGCUGAGGAGAACCCGCCCAAGAAAACACCUCGCAUUCGGCGGGAGCAUGUCUACGAAGAGAUUGGCCAGGCAGGAGCAGUUCACGAGCAGGUGGAACAGCCCAUUCUGGAGCUGGAAUCCCUUAAGAAGUCCUUGACGCGUCAGGACAAUAUGGCCAUCGACGAGAUCGAGGCGGCCAAGGCAGUGCCGCUGGAUCGCAUGGGCAGCAGCGAGGAGGAGCAGGUGACCGCCGGAAAGCCCGGCGCCCUGUUCGCUCCUAUUUCGUCCAUUGACUCCACCUCCUCGGACGAGGAGCGAGCCCGCCUGGCGCAACUUUCGCCCGUGGCCGAGGAGGGUGAUGAACCCAUGGAGCUCAGUGGCGAUCUGCGUCCCUCCCUGAAGAAGGAGGCCUCACCAGCGCCGUCGGACAAGAAGGUGACCUUCUCGCACGUGGAGGACGAAGCGGAACCGCAUCGCGAGGAUGUGGAGCUGCCCGAGGACGUCCUGGAGGCGGCUACCAAUGCGACCAAGUGGAAGAACGAGAGUGAUCAUGAAUACGAGCCCGUGGGCGUGACGCUGGCGCACGAAUCCUCGCCAGCACUUGGCCAGGCCGAACUGCAUGUGCCCAUGGACAUCGAUUUGCCGCUCAGUUCGGCUGGAACAACGCCACGCACCGAAUCGCGCACCGACUACGAAAUCCACACCAGCCAGGUGGACUCCAGUGCCCUAGAGGAGCUGCCCCUGCAGCCGGAGAACCGUCGCAAGGGCUUCAUGGCCUCGGCCCAGGAUCGCACCAAGAAGAUGCAGGAUGGCCUUCGUCAGCAGGCCGGCAAGCUGCGCACCCGGCUCCAGACCAAGCCAAAGCCCAAGCCCGUUUCCGGCAGUCCCAAGGCCAAGGCCAAGGAACGACGUCGCUUCAAGGCGCCCGAGUUCUCCAAGAUCAAGAUGCCCGAGAUCAAGCGACCGGACAUGUCCAAGCUGAAGGAACUGAAGCGACCCGAGUUCACCAAGUUCAGCAAACCGGACAUGUCGAAGUUCAAGUUGCCGGAUAAGUUAUCCACUUUGAAACUGCGACGCAGCAAGAGUUUCAAGGAGAACGAAGGGGAGCUGGGAUCGGAGGAGACGCCGGAGAGCACCGGAGCCACUGCAUCGCCCACCCAAUCGCAGCCGACGCCCAAGAAGAAGUUCGAGUUCAACUUUGGCACCUAUCCGCGAGCCUUCCGCAAGAAGAAGCCAGCAGAGGAGCCGGCUCCAGUGGCCAUGGAGUCCUCGUUGGGCACAGAAGGUUUGAGUGUGAUUCCCAGCACGGAGACGCAACCAUCGCAGACAUCGACCAGUUCCCCCCAAGGUGAUCGUGGACCAGGACCCGUGCGCUCCCGCUGGGCGGACAAGUUCUCCGAUGUGAGCUACAACGACAGUGAGGGAUCGCGAUACCGGCGCUAUGGCAGCGAGCUGGAGAGCUUCGACCGGGAGUCCUCGCUGGAGCGCCGCAUGAAGGAGGACCUCGAGGGCACCGAGGACACGGCCAGCGAGGCGCAGCCCCAGAAGGAGAUGGGCAUCCUGGGCGUGGUGGCCGACAGCAAGCAGUUUGCGGAGUUCGAUGAGGAAAACCGUGCCAUCCACGAGAUCUCGAGCAAGCGGUCGCGGGAGUUCAAGCGCCGGCCCAUGGUUCACCAGGACUCGGAUCUGCGCUCUGAGGACAGCAGGGAUGCCGAGGGCUGGACGGAGAAGGACAUCCAGAAGAACAAGCUGCUGAGGAAGGCCGAACUGGAGGCGGAGGCUGGCUUCUACAAGUUCCACGACCUACAGGACGCCCAAUCCACGGCCAGCUCGGGCAAGAAGGUGGUCAUGGAGCCCAUCGACGAUGACGAGUUCUUCCUGCGCAAGCGCGGCAUUUCCGAGGACAACAUCCAGCUGCGUCAGUACAUCAGCGAGGCCAUUCGCGAGGGCUACGACAUGCCCAAUGCCCUGAAGCACGUCGGCUACUCCGCGGAGAAGGUGUCCACGGAGUACGGCGACUAUGAUGUGCCGCCGGCCAAGCCACGGCGCCUGCACCGCAACUACCAGCCGGACUUCGACUCGCAGGAGUUCCAGCGCAGCGACUACGGCGACGAUCUGUCCAUGUCGCAGAACGGCAGUGAGUUCACCCCUAAGCGACCACUGCGCAAGGCGCGCAGUCGCAGCAAGUACUCCAUCGAGGGCAGCCAGGACAUCCCUCAGGAUGGCGGCAGCAGCAUUCAGUACUUUGACGACGACGAGGAGUACCUUCGACCCCCGGCGAGGGAUCAGCCGGCCACGGAGUCCGAGCAGGCACUCAACAACCUAGAUUUCGGCGGCAAGGCAGCGGCGAUGAUGCAGGAGGAGCUGGAGCUGCAGCUGGAGCAGCAGCAGGAGCAGGAGCGACAGAAGCCCCGUCCGCAGGCACCGAGGCGUCAGAAGAAACGCACAAGGGACGACGCAUCCGUCGACAAGGAUGCGGACUCCUUCAUCAACGGCUUCGGUGGUAGAUCAGUAUCGAACACCUUUUUGCAGCCACACGAAGAUGUAAUUGUUUAUCGCACUGAGCACGAAUAUCGUCACAUACCGCUAGCCACGCCGGAUAGAUUUACGGACGGAGCCUCGGCCCGCACACAGCGCUCCGAGGAUGACCGCACGUCGCGCGGUGCCGACUCCCUGAUCCUGGACGGGCACAUUAAGGCCAGGCCGGAGGCCGAGGACAACGAGGAUGUGGGGCCGCGGACGAGGAGCGAUGAGAAGUUCGUGAUCGACAUGCUGGAGAGCGAUGGCUACGCGGUGGUCCGCAAGGAGCCGCUCCCGAAGCCCACGCCACCUGCCCGCCGGAAGAAGUUCACCCGGUCGCCGGGCGAGCGGUUCGCCACGCUGCCCAGCAUCCGCGGCUCGCGGGGAUCGCCGCCACCGGCUCGACCACCGCCGCCGCAGCAGUACGUGCCCACGGAGGACUCGCCGCUGGUGCCGCGCCGCAGAUCCGCGGCCAGCCUAGACGAGAUCCCCCUGAUGAUCAAGUCGAACUACGAGUCACAGAAGCAGCAGCUGCAGCAAGAGCAGCCGAAGGAGGAUGACUACGAGGAGCCAGGUGCACUGGAACGCUCCAACCUGCAGUCGGGUGCGGUCAUUAACAAGAUGAAGUUCCGCCCACUGCCGCCGCCACCGCGUCCUCCGCGCGAGAAGCGCUCCACGCGAGCAGGAAGCCAGACGCUGGACAGCUACGAGGACAGCGAACAGGUGGCCAGCUCCAGCCAGGCGGAUAGCUACGACCAGGGUGAGUUCGAGGUGGAGGUGUCCACGCAGACGGAUCCGCUGCCCGACGACUUUGUGUGCGAGGAGUUCGAGAUAACGGAGGACAUGAAGAUCAUCGAGCCGCGACGCUCCAAUGGAUCGGGCAACAAGACCCUGGAGGAUCUGCUGCGCAGCGUGGAGGCAGCCCAGGAGCAGGACGUCGUGGACGGGGCCCGCGUCCUCACGGAGGACGAGCAGCUGGCCAAGGGGCUGCAGAGGUUCCGCGACGCCAACCAGCGCAGCAUGUCGGAGCGAUCGAGGGCAUCCUCCCAAGCGGAUCGCUCCAAGUCGCUGAGUCGUCCGCAGACGCCCUCGUCGGCGGUGAUUAUCGAGCGGCGGGUGCCCACGCCGAGUCUGACGGCUGGCGAGGAUGAUGCCGCGGUGCAGGCCUCGCUGAUUGUGCGACCCAUCAGUGCCGCCGAUCUGAUUGACGACGAUCUGCGGCGCGAGGAGGAGGAGCUGCGUCGCGAGGGCCUGCUCUCGGACAGCUCGGUGCAGAGCAAGUCCGACGUGGAGGAUGAGCACGGCGAGGUGGCGUUGAGCGACUAUGCCGCCAGUUCGGCGGACCUGGAUGCGGCGGUGGAGCGACUGCAGCAGGCGCAGCUUGAGAGUGACUACGAGAGCCGGCUGGAGGAUGACGAAGUGGAGCGCACGCUCCGGGACAGCGAGUACGAAGAGGAGAAGAACUCGGAGCAGGAGGAAGAGCAGGAGAUAGCCCGACUGGAAAACGAGCUGACAGAGCAGGAACUGGAGGAGGCUCUGGAGAAGGAGCUGCAGGAGGCCAUGGAGAAGGAGCUGUCCGAUUACCUCCAGAAGGAGCGGGAUCACGAGGAACAGGAGCAGGCUUUCUCCGAAGAGGAGUUGGCUGCCUCCGAUAUCGAUUACCACCAGUCUGAAGAGGAACAGGCCACCUCCGAGGUGGAGUACCACCCAUCCGAGGAUGAGCAUCCCUUGUCAGAGAGAGAGCAUCCGCUUUCCGAGGAGGAGCACACACUCUCCGACACGGAACAGCCCCAAUCAGAGCCAGAAGUCCUGGCCGUGGAGGAGCCCAUCCAGAAAACCACCGUUAGCGAACCCACCGAGGCCGAAGUUGAGCUCAAGUUCGUGGCCACGUUACCCACCGAAGAACCCGCCUAUGCAGACAAGAAGGAUGAGCUGGAGGAGGCACCUCUGCCACCACCACGUCGCAAGUCCACCACCGCCCUGGAACCCAUGGCCACAGCCAUCCUGACCAUUGCCGAGCACUCCAGCCGCGAACUUACGCCCAUCCAGACGGUGCAAUCCCCGCCAGAACCACAGUUCCCCAAUCGCCUGGCCGAAUUGGAGGUGGAACGAUUGCGGGUCCAUGCCCUGCAAGCUGGCCAGAUCCAGGUGUCGCAGCUCCAUGGCGGUGAGAUCAAAGCCGACGAUCUGGAGUGCAAGUCCGGACAACUGGUGGUGCAGAACAUCGAACUGCCGCCCGGGUUCAUCGAGGACAUUGUGGAGCGGGUGCGGGAGCAGCGUCCUUCGCUGCUCACCAGCGAAACACAGACCAGCCGGCAGGCUAGCAGCGAACCCGCCUCCUCCGAGAAGGAGCAACCGGUGAAGCCACCACGUCACAGCAAGACCACCGAGCAAUCGCCCGCGAUCGCCGCCAAUCUAGACGAGCAGACCCAGACAGAGGCGGGCCUGCUGCCUCUGCCUCCGCCGCCGGCAGCUUAUCCCAGUGUGGAGUACCUCCAGUCACUGGCUCCACUGGCCUUCUUCAAUCUACAGCGCAGCGCGGAGGCCGAGCAGGCGGAGGCCUCUUCGGAGCGAGCCGAGCGCAAGGCACCGCACAAAUGUCGACGUCGUCAUGUCCAGGAGCACAUCGAGCCGGAGUCUGGCUCCGAGGCGGAAGAGCAGCUGGUGGAGCGACCACGCUCGCGAUCGCGACGCUCGCGCACCCGCAGUGCCACCCAGCCACUGGAGGAGGAUUACGACCUGGAGGACCAGCCCAAGACGGUGGUCCAGGCGGGACGGCAGUUCAUCUCCGCGUGCAGUCUGGAGCUGGUGAACAUCAUCAACCAGCUGACGCACUACGUCCGCGGCGAGGCGGUGGAGCCACAGCAGGCGCCACGCAACGUGUCCGCCCUGAUGGUGCUCUUCAUCCUGAUCACGUUCGGAGUGCUGGUCUUCCUGCUCACCGGGCGACAGGUGCACACACACCACUGGGACUACUUUAAUCCGCCCGGGAACGAGCACGGACGGCAGACGUGAGGGACUGCGGGGAGUCCACAUGCUGGUUUGGCUAUCCCUUGGGGCGGUCUUGCAUUUUGGAGCAUCGAAUCUGGCCAAGAAACAUGGCCACGGGGUGGAGAAACGAAUUUAAACGCGGCCAGGUGUCCGCUCGAAACUUGAAGGCCUUAAUGAUACUAACGAGAAAUUACUUUAGGAAAGGUGCGCCGGAUGGGGGCGGAAGUGGGCGAGGCGCGUGCCCGUGCUACUAGUCACACAAAACAAUCGAAACCAGAAUCCCAGUUCAAUCAUCCAUCAUGCAACAUGCAUCGUCAUACACAUACCGACAUCUAACUUCUACUAACCAGAAAUAUAAAGGGGAACACAUUUUGCAACAUUGUCUACCAAUCGAGAGAUCUAUAUGAAAACAACGACCAUGUAUUAACUAUGUACUUAACACAUGCUAUGUAUGUACAUAGACGUUUUCAGUUUUCAGUUAUCCGUUUCAUGCGAAGAAGGAGCGAGGACCAUUAAUCCGAUAAACACUACAUUUGUUUGCUCAUUUUUUCUACCACUUAAGGCAAAGCGAGAGAAUCAAUUGUUGAACAAAUUGUUGUUUAAUUUAGACCAAAAAGUAGCAAUUAAUAUACAAAACAUACACUCUUUUUCAUUGAAUUCAUUUGAACGUUAUUAUUUGAAAUGCGAGUACUUAGCCAGAAAGUGAACUUAUAUCUUAAAUAUAUAGAAGCGUAUUUUCAAUAAAGCAAAAUGAUAUAAAACAAA